AAUCCUCGACGAAGCAUUUGCGUCCAUUUGUAAAUAGAAGAUUUAUUUUGUAUACUGUUAAAUAAUGCGGAAUUUCACGGCAGCGACCCACACUUUGAGCUUCCCAGAGCAAAUAGAGUGCUUUGAGUUUUGCGACAGUGAUUUUGCCUGCAACUUGUUAGCGCUUGGCAGUAGUAAAAAAAUAAUAUUAGGACUCAUUAGUUUGCCGGAAGAAUCUGGUUGUUUCGACUGGAAGCGUUUAAAAGACUUAUAUCAUGAGAGCCGUUGUGUGUCGCUAUGCUUUGCCCCAGAAACUUCGCUAGUGGUUGUACCAAAAUCGGUAAUAUUUUGCGCGGCUGGCGCCGAUUUUCGCCUGCGUAUAUUUCGUACUGAUUUGCAGAAUUCCGAUACUGUUCAAAUACUAAAUGGUCACACUAACUACAUAAAUCAAGUCAUAUGGGACUGUAAUGGCGAGUUUCUGGCAUCUGUUGGUGACGAUAAUACUUGCCGAAUUUGGGAUACGAAAACUAAUUUUGAAAAUAGCGUGACAUUUCAUUUGCUAUCGGCCGGUAUGUCUGUAAAAUGUCACCCAGAGGAGCCGCAUAAAGUACUCGUGGCAGAAAAGAGGGGUGUCAUCCACUUGUACAAUAUUCAGACGCAGGCCCCGCUUAUAUCUGUUGAAGCGCAAAAGUGUCCACUCCGUUCGGUGGAUUGGUGCCCGCUUAAUCGUAUGUGCAUUACAGCACUUGUAGCUGGAGAUAUAGUUACUUGGGAUUUGCGACGUCCCUUACCUAUCGAUAUAAAGCAAGUGCACGAGGACGGUGGGCAUAUCGUGCGCAUAGCGCCCAAUGCAGAGACAGUAGUAGCGAGUGUCGGUCGACCCGAUGUUUCAGUUAAGGUUUUCACUGCCAAAUCGAGAAUACCUCUCGUUGACGCUACGCUCAAAUUGUACGGCGGUAUGUCGUGGCACCAUCGCUUACCGUACAUUGGAGUUGCUUCAGAUCGUAAAUUAUAUCUAUGGAAAUUGCAAAUCAAAUAAAUUCAAGAUUUUGUUUUAUUACAAAAAUUUCAAAGUUAA
Molecule: messenger RNA, 1057 nt
Organism: Anastrepha obliqua
Lineage: Eukaryota; Metazoa; Arthropoda; Insecta; Diptera; Tephritidae
Gene: Nup37
Product: nucleoporin Nup37
Exons: 3
Coding region: 65-1018 (317 amino acids)
Cellular component (GO): nuclear pore outer ring
Molecular function (GO): protein binding
Source: RefSeq, a predicted model, not a curated record